Messenger RNA from Wyeomyia smithii (pitcher-plant mosquito), 1189 nucleotides. RefSeq lists its product as uncharacterized. The coding region runs from base 411 to 914 and encodes 167 amino acids. The transcript has 2 exons. The record is from RefSeq and is a predicted model, not a curated record. Lineage: Eukaryota; Metazoa; Arthropoda; Insecta; Diptera; Culicidae.
UUCUCGAACGCGGGGUGAACCGCGUGGUCGACAUUCGGUAGGUUACCAGCACCUGCACUUAGCGGUCUCUAAUAUUCUCGCGAAUAACUCACGCUCAUGUUAGAUGUGUACUCGACUCGCCAAAUAGCUAAUACACACGGUUUGGGGAGGUUAUACCUUCUGUGGUACUCUUUGACAUUGUUGUGGAUGGGAUCCAAUCAUUAUCGGGAGCUGAUGGAGCGAUUGAACAAAAGGCGUAUCUUAUAACCUGUUAUUUCAUACGGAAGUUCCUCUGUUAUAAUUCGUUGUCAUUGUUUUUCGCGGUGCAGUGCAGCUGAAGAUUACCGGAUGUGACUAGAAUUCACGAUAGAAUCAGUGUAAAUAUGGUAAUUGAAAACAGAAGAUGUCAAACGAUAGAUCGUGAAUAGGUGAUGCGGGUGUGGUGGGCGGUCGCACUUGAAUCGGUAGCACCAGCACUAGUCGAUCGGGGCAGCAAGAUGGUGAUCAGUGCAACGAACAAAAUGUUUUUGCUGACAUUUGUGCUGUUUAUUCUGUGCGUGGUGCUGUUUAUCGUUUUAGUAUCUCUGCGCAGGAACGAGAAAACCCUGCAGUGGGACAAUUUUAUACGACGCGGUCAGGCCCGAAGAACCGAUAACGGCGACACGAAUCACUGGUACUACGUGAUAAGGGAUCUCGACAAAAUCCAAACCCUGGCAGAUAUCCGCAAUAUUGAACGAUCGUCCCGCUUGGAGGUUACCCAUACCGGAUUCGUAGUGCACGGAAUAGACUAUGAAAUCGCAUUCGAUCGUGUGUCGUCAGUUGAUGGAAUACUCGAUCCGGCAAAAAGAGACGAAGACGAUUACAUCCUUACACUAGUCAAACAAAAAAUUUACCCUUGGGAUGUGAAACCCAAACCCGGUACUGUAAAGGGUUGAUGUCUAGGAGUGAAUCUUCCAGAGCCAGCGAAUUAAAUGUUGCAGUUACUAAGGUGUUCUUUAUCCGAUCAAACAAAAGAGUAGUACUUGACUGUAUACGCUUUUAUAGGUUACGCUUAACUUAGUGUGUAUUGUGAACAAUUAUCGGCCUAGAAGGUAGCCGAACAAAUGAUUUUAUUGUGUACAAAAUGUGAUACAACCGCAUACCUUAUUAGACUUACUAAAUCGACAAUAUCUGUAUUGUGAAAAUAAUAAACCCUUUUUAACGACCAAGA